AUGCAGGCUCGCUACUCCGUGUCCAGUCCCAACUCCCUGGGAGUGGUGCCGUACCUCGGCGGAGAGCAGAGCUACUACCGCGCCGCGGCGGCGGCGGCCGGCGGGGGCUACACGGCCAUGCCGGCCCCAAUGAGCAUGUACUCCCACCCGGCCCACGAGCAGUACCCGGCCGGCAUGGCCCGCGCCUACGGGCCCUACACGCCGCCGCCGCAGCCCAAGGAUAUGGUGAAGCCGCCCUACAGCUACAUCGCCCUCAUCACCAUGGCCAUCCAGAACGCUCCCGAUAAGAAGAUCACCUUGAACGGGAUCUACCAGUUCAUCAUGGAGCGGUUCCCUUUCUACCGGGACAACAAGCAGGGCUGGCAGAACAGCAUCCGCCACAACCUCUCCCUCAACGAGUGCUUCGUCAAGGUGCCCCGCGACGACAAGAAGCCCGGCAAGGGCAGCUACUGGACCCUCGACCCCGACUCCUACAACAUGUUCGAGAACGGCAGCUUCCUCCGCCGCCGCCGCCGCUUCAAGAAGAAGGACGCAGUAAAGGACAAGGAGGAGAAGGAUCGCCUGCACCUCAAGGACCAUGCCCCGCCGCGCCCGCCGCCGCCCGCCGCCACCACCGCUGAGCCCGAGGGCGGCCCCGCCGGGGGCAGCGCCGCGCCGCCGCCGCCGCCCGUUCGCAUCCAGGACAUCAAGACGGAGAACGGCACGGCCUCGCCUCCGCAGGCCGUGUCCCCCCCGGGCGCCGCGCCGCCGCUCGGCGCCGUGCCCAAGAUCGAGAGCCCCGACAGCAGCAGCAGCCUCUCCAGCGGCGGCAGCCCCCGCAGCACCCUCCCCUCCAGCCGCUCCCUCAGCCUGGAGGCCCCCGAGCCGCCACCGCCGCCCCCGCCGCCGCCCCCGCCGCCGCCCCACCACCACGGCCCGGGUUUCAGUGUGGACAACAUCAUGACCUCUCUGCGGGGCUCGCCGCAGGCCGCCGCCGAGCUGGGCGCCGGCCUCCUGGCCCCCGCCGCCGCCGCCCCGCGCACCGGCAUCCCGCCCGCCCUCUCCCUCGGCGGAUACUCGCCGGGCCACAGCUCGGUCUACGGCUCGCCCUGCGGCCAGGCGGCCGCCGGCGCCGCCACCGGCACCUACCACUGCAACAUGCAGGCCAUGAGCCUCUACGCAGCGGCGGGCGGCGCCGACCGACCCGGCCACCUGCCCGCCGCCGCCGCCAGCCCCGCCGAAGAGCCGCUGCCCGACUACGCCAUGCCCGCGGGCGGCGGCGGCGGCGGGGCGGCGGGCGGCGGGACGGGGGGCGGCAGCGGCGGGGCGCUGGGGCACGGCGGGCUGGGCGGCGCGGCGGGCGGCCACCAGGAGGGGCACCACCCGCACCCGCACCAGGGCCGCCUGGCCUCCUGGUACCUCAACCAGGCGGCGGCGGCGGCGGCGGCAGCGGCGGCUGCGGCGGGAGAGCUGGGCCCGCUGGCGGGCGCGGCGGGCUACGCGGGGCCGCAGCAGGGCUUCGCCGCCGCCCCACGGGAGGUCUUCGAGGCGCCGCGGCUGGGCCUCAGCGCCUCGCCGGGCGGCGGCGGCGGGGGCGGCGGGGCGGCGGGCGGUGGCGGCGGCGGUGGCGGGGCGGGGGGCGGCGGCAGCUGUCAGAUGGCUUUCCCCGGCAGCCAGCCGCUCUACCGCACCUCCGGGGCCUUCGUCUACGAUUGCGGCAAGUUCUGA
Molecule: messenger RNA, 1707 nt
Organism: Apus apus (common swift)
Lineage: Eukaryota; Metazoa; Chordata; Aves; Apodiformes; Apodidae
Gene: FOXC1
Product: forkhead box C1
Exons: 1
Coding region: 1-1707 (568 amino acids)
Biological process (GO): regulation of transcription by RNA polymerase II; cell differentiation; anatomical structure morphogenesis
Molecular function (GO): RNA polymerase II cis-regulatory region sequence-specific DNA binding; DNA-binding transcription factor activity, RNA polymerase II-specific
Source: RefSeq, a predicted model, not a curated record